UUUCAAUAAGUGGGGAAUUUUAGUGACAUUUUUCCCGUUUUGCAAUAUUUACAUUGAAGGGGUUUUUCAUUAAAUAUAUAGUUUUUCCCUUGUUCAGCUCUUCUUCUUAAAAAAUAAAAAGACUUCAGCAUCUGCUUCCUCUCGACAAUUUCGACAUUACUCUUUCGUUUUUCACCCCUUCCUUCUUCUCCUUUAGCCGCCCGUCGUCGAUCUCUGCAACACUUUCCGACGAUUUCUCCGUCUGAUCUCAAGUGAGUCUCCUUCAACUUUUCUCUUCUUUUCUAUACCCUUCCCUCUCUCUAUUUCCUUUUCUCCGCCACAAACGGCUUCUGCGUUCCCUGUUUCCGCCGUCCUUACCUCUUCCAAUCAAAUUGAAGAUCCAUACCAGAAAUCGAUCCUUCUCCGUCUCCGAAUUCGCUUGAUUAACCUCAGAAACUCGUAUUGGUUUUCGCAAAACCGCGAUUUGGCUUUAGACUUCACCGUUACCUGAUUGGGUGAAAAGUUUUCCUUAACCCUAUUAAUGGCUUAUCUAGGGUGACAGUGAAAACCAUUUAAAUUCGUUACUUGUGAGCCUCCUUAGAAGAUUAUGGGUGAUUUAGAGAACUUGCUUUUGGAAGCUGCUGGGAGAACAAAUUCAGCAGGGAGGAGUCGUCAUCCUCCAUCAUCGAGGAGACGUGAGGGUUCUUACUCUGAUGGUAGUAGCGAUUCAAGGGAUGAUUCUGAUGAAGAUCGUGGCUAUGCUAGUAGAAAACCCUCUGGGUCUCAAGUUCCUUUGAAGAAGAGAUUGGAGGCAGAGAGAGAAGAUCGAGCUGCUCGAGUUGAAGGUGGUUAUGGUGAUGGACCAUCUGAUCGUGAAGGUGACAGCAGCGAGGAGUCUGAUUUUGGAGAUGACCUUUACAAGAAUGAGGAAGACAGGCAGAAGCUUGCUGGAAUGACUGAGUUUCAGAGAGAGAUGAUUCUCUCUGAACGUGCUGAUAAGAAAGGUGAUAAGAACUUCACUGAGAAACUUAGGUCCAAGAGAGAAAGUGAGAAAACCCCUGUUUCUAAAAAGGAGACUCAGCCUCUUCCGGCCUCUCGUGGUGUGCGUUCAUCUGCUAGAUCUGCAGACAGAGCCGCUGCUAAGGAUGAUGCCCUGAAUGAAUUGAGGGCGAAGCGUAUGAAGCAGCAGGACCCAGCAGCUCUCAGGAAACUGAGAGAUGCAUCAAAAGGUGGUUCAGGUAGUCGAGAUUUCUCAUCAACGAAGAGGAAACCGUUAGCUUCCUCCAAUUUGAGUAGUUCCAGCCAAAGUGACAGUGAUAGUAGGUCUCAGAGUGAUGAUGAAGGCUCGAAUGGAGGAAUGCUAGACAGUGAUGAUGACAGGUCAGAUGUGCCUACGUUUGAGGAUGUUAAGGAAGUUACCAUUAGACGGUCUAAGCUUGCCAAAUGGCUAAUGGAGCCUUUCUUUGAAGAGCUUAUAGUUGGGUGCUUUGUGAGGGUUGGGAUCGGAAGGUCAAAGAGUGGUCCAAUUUACAGACUCUGCUGGGUGAAGAAUGUUGAUGCAACCGAUCCUGACAAGACCUACAAGCUAGAGAAUAAAACUACACACAAGUACCUUAACGUCGUCUGGGGAAAUGAAACCUCGGCGGCUCGAUGGCAAAUGGCUAUGAUCUCAGAUGGUCAUCCGCUGGAGGAAGAGUAUAGGCAAUGGAUCAGAGAGGUUGAGCGAACAAAUGGUCGCAUGCCCACAAAGCAAGAUAUAUCGGAGAAGAAAGAAGCGAUACAAAGAACAAACAGUUUUGUUUACUCUGCGGAAACUGUUAAACAGAUGCUGCAGGAGAAAAAAUCUGCGUCAGUCAGGCCAAUGAAUGUUGCGGCCGAGAAAGAUCGGCUUAGAAAAGAAUUGGAAAUUGCGCAGAGCAAAAACGAUGAAGCAGGUGUAGAGAGGAUCAAGUCGAAAAUCAAACAGCUCGACGCUUCACGGAACAAGAAAGGGGUAGAUAAAAAAGCGCUUAAACUUGCUGAGAUGAACAAGAAGAACAGAGCCGAGAAUUUCAAGAACGCAUCUGAGGUAAAAUCAAUAACUGCUAGUCUCAAAGCCGGUGAAGCAGGGUAUGAUCCGUUUUCAAGAAGAUGGACCCGAUCAUCAAACUACUACAACGGGAAAAACAAGGGGAAAGAUGGAGAAGAGAACGAGGCAGCGGUUGCAGCAGCGGUUGAGACCAAUGGAGCAGAUGCAGGAGCAGGUGUUGAAGCGACAGAAGCAGCUUUAGAAGCAGCUGCAGAGGCAGGAAAGCUAAUAGACACAAGAGCUCCAAUAGGUCAAGGAGCAGAACACAAUCAGCUUCAUAACUUUGAAUUGUCGUUAUCGCUAACGGCUUUACAGAAGUACGGAGGACCUCAAGGAGUACAGAAAGCGUUCAUGGCGAGGAAGCAACUGACCGAAGCAACUGUGGGAUGCAGAGUCGCAGAGAACGAUGGCAAGAGACAUGGCCUUACGUUAACUGUUAGUGAUUACAAGAGAAGGAGAGGUCUUCUCUGAUUUAUUUGCAUUUUUUUCAAGUCUCAGUGUUUCAUUAUCUUCUGAAAACUGCUUCUUGGUUCUUCUUUUCUUCAUAUCUUUCUUUUGUACUCCACAAAAUAUGUUUAGAUCAGUUUGUUUUUUCUUGAAAUAUUUUUGUACUCGUUUUUGUGUGAACUCUCCUGAUUAGUGUAUGACUGCAUGAAAUUAGAAAAUCAAGUCUUUUGCAGUUUUGCUACUCU
This is a messenger RNA of Arabidopsis thaliana (thale cress), 2739 nucleotides long. It is a transcript of the gene VIP5, whose product is annotated as plus-3 domain-containing protein. Gene Ontology annotation, molecular function: DNA binding. The record is from RefSeq and is marked reviewed. The coding region runs from base 587 to 2518 and encodes 643 amino acids. The transcript is spliced from 2 exons. NCBI's taxonomy places the organism in Eukaryota, Viridiplantae, Streptophyta, Magnoliopsida, Brassicales, Brassicaceae. Gene Ontology annotation, cellular component: nucleus.